UCCUGUUAAACGACUCCCUGAAGAAACAAUAUAAACAUCAGUGUUCAAUUCAAGGCCACGGUUGACUUGGAAUGCACCCCACCACAACUCCUUGCAGUAAGCACUUUAUGUCUCUCUUCCUCUCUCUCUCUCCUUAUUUGUCCCUCCCCUCUUUAACUCACACUCGCUCUCUCCCUCUCUCUGAGCGUCGUUGCCAUGGCACCGCCUGCCUGACUCAGUACAGCGGUUAAAACACGGUCACUUCUCCUGCUUUUUUUGGUGUGGGAUGUUCAGUCGGCAUGUUGGUGCGCACCGGCUGAACGCACCGCUGGUUGGUAGGGCUGCUCGUGUGGUGCGUGUGCGUGGCUCAAGCUCCGCUCUGUCCCGGGAUGAGACUUUACCGUCAGCUGUGAGACGAGGUCCUUACAGUGGAAAGCACGCCGGCAGUGUUAGUGGCAGUGGUGGUGGUGGGGGGGACACGUCGCACACCUGCGGCUGGACGGAAAUAGAUGGAGGGACUCGCGCCGCAGCCGCUGUUGACACCGCACUCCACCAAUUGCUUCACCUCCUCUCCUGGUCCACGGGGGAGCGCGCUUGUAAGCUGAUUUGACCCGGGGAUGUGAAUACCUCUCCGGGAUUAGAAGGUUAUUGGGUGAACGACAAUGCCCCGCGGCUCGGACCGGCACUCCCGGCUAUUGUUCGCACGGCGGCGGACGCACGGUGCCCCCCGGUCUCCACCGGUUCGUCUCCAGUAGCUGUUGCCAGCCUCCUCGCCAAAAUUCGCUCCGGUCGUCCUCCCCCGGCGUGGAUAGGAUAAUAUGACUUCCUGGCUCCGCACACACGGCAGCGUCCCUCUGUGUCUCCUGCUCUGCUGCGUGGUGGUCGCCGUCUGCGCGGAAGCCCCCGGUGCCGGUGACGGUGUGUGCUCGUCUCCUAGUAUCACUUCUUGUGCAGAGUGUCUCAGACGUGGACCACAGUGUGCCUGGUGCUUCAGUGAGGACUUUCAGGAUGGGUCGUGGCCGGGCCAGCGCUGCGACCUGCCGGUGAACCUGCUCAGAAAAGGGUGCGGACCGGAGUUCUUGGAGCAGUCGGAGGUCAAGGUGGAGGUCAACGCCACCAUCGGCAGCACACAAGUGUCCCCACGAGACAUCAAUAUCACCCUCAGACCAGGUUCAGAGGCCAGCUUUAUAGUGGCUGUGAAGCAGCUAGAGCGUUACCCCGUGGAUCUGUACUACUUGGUGGAUGUGUCGGCUUCUAUGCAGGAAAACCUGGAUCAUCUGAAAACGGUGGGUGUAGCCCUGUCUCUGCGUAUGACAGAGCACUCCUCAGACCUUUGGCUGGGUUUCGGGUCGUUUGUGGACAAACCUGUCUCCCCUUACAUCAACGUCCAUCCCUCCAAGAUCAACAACCCCUGCAGUGAUUAUGAGAUCCGCUGUCGUCCGGCCCAUGGCUUCCACCACGUCCUCAGCAUGACGGGGAAUAUGACCGAGUUCACGCGCGUGAUCAAACGCCAGCGCAUCUCCGGAAACAUGGACACACCUGAAGGAGGGCUGGAUGCUAUGCUGCAAGCCGCUGUCUGCCAGAAGGCAGUGGGUUGGCGACCUCAGGCCAAGCGUCUGUUGCUCCUAAUGACCGACCAGCCGUCUCACCUCGCCCUGGACAGCCGGCUGGCGGGGAUUGUCACGCCACACGAUGGCCUGUGUCACCUGGAGAACAACAUCUACACAGGGAGCACCAGGAUGGACCAUCCCAGCGUGGGUCAGUUGUCUGAUAAGCUGCUUGACAACCAUAUCUACUCCAUCUUUGCUGUGGAAAAACAGCAGUACCAGUGGUACGAGGAGUUGGUACGCUUGCUACCUGGUUCCUACCUGGGAAAGCUAGGCCUCUUCCAGGCUCCAAACCUAAUAGAGCUGGUGUUGGACGCAUACAAGAGGUUGUUGUCGGAGGUGGCGCUGUCAGUGUCGGUGGAGGACAAGGCGGUCAGCAGGUACUGGGUGUCUGUGUCUCCUCUCUGUCCUGACGGGUCCACAGCUAAGGACCAGAGCUGCUCGGGGGUGCAGCCCGACCAGACGGUUUACUUCAAUAUCACCAUUGGCCUGCGCUCUUGCCCUGACAAUGGUGAAGAUGAAGAUGUACAAGUGAUGGUUCGCCCUGUGGGUUACAACGAAUCCACUGUCAUCAGGAUUCACUCUAAAUGCAGCUGCAGUUGUGGACCAGAGAAGCGCUGUCAUGACGACAGCCAAUCGCAGUGCGCAGGCACUCAAGAUGGCGCCAGUCAGGGGCAGAAGCCAGAUCAUGGACUGACUGAUGACUCAAAUGGGGAUUCAAACUGGAAAUGCAGAGCUGAUGGGUCCGAUGUGGACUGCAGCGGCCGGGGAGUGUGUGAGUGCGGAAGGUGUGUGUGUGAACAGAACAGGCUCGGGACAGUAUAUGGGAAAUACUGCGAGAUAGACGACUUCUCCUGCCCGUAUGAAGGGGGCCUGAUGUGUGGAGGACGGGGUGUGUGUGUGUUAGGUGAGUGUGUGUGUGAGGACGGCUGGACGGGCGAUAGCUGCACCUGUCACGUCUCCACAGCGACCUGCCAAUCAGCCAGCGGCUUAGUAUGCAGCGGGCGAGGAAGAUGUGAGUGUGGCAAGUGUGUGUGUGAUGACCCCCGGUACUCUGGAGACUUCUGUGAGAGAUGUCCUGCUUGCCAAAGCACCUGCCAAUCAUACUGGAAGUGUGUGGACUGCCACCUGUCUCACGGUCUCACACAAAAAGAGGCGGGACACUGCAACAACACCUGCGCACCAUUGGUGGGCUACAUGGAUGAUGUAUCAGGCCAAGCAGGGGAGAUGUGGAUUCAGUGCAUGUACAUCAGUAAUGACAGCUGUAGGUAUCGCUUUCAAACCAGCUCACACUCUGGUCAGACCCAGCUUCACAUCAGCACAAGACCAGAGUGUGCCAGCAGUAGCCGGCUGGUGGGAACAUUCCUCAGUGUGUGUGCUCUGACCGUGCUAUGCGGGCUGGUGGUGGUCGCCAUGUCCCGUUUGCUCCUACAGAAAAAAGGCUGGUCACCAGGGGGCACUGCUGAGGACGGAAUUUAUCACUGCACUGGAAAGGACCUGUCAUACAUUCCUACAACCAAUGAGAAGACAGUUACCUACAGGAGGGACCAUCCACCUGACCACCCCGUGGAGAUGCACAUUCAGGUUCCCAAGAUGCCCCUCGGUGACCCCUGGCAGUACUAAGCAGAGGUCAGAGGUCACGGUCAAAAGGAAGGCAGUAGAGGCACAUACAGUAGAAGGAGAAUAGGACUAAAGGCUUCUUUUCCAUCUCUUAACCUUCAUGAAACUUCAACCAGCUGUACACAGAAGACUGAUAAUGGUAAACUAAACUAUGAAACCUCCAUGGAAUCACAUUUGUAAAAUGAGCUGAGCAAACUCUCAUAGACUGUGUGACUAAUGUGGCCAGUAUCCUGGAAAACGAGAUGAAACAAAGACCACAAGUCUCCCACCUCCUCCCCUUCUGUAGCAGCAGCGAGGCUACGUCUUCUACAGGGUAAAGGGUGAUCAUUCCUCGCUUUUUAGCCAUGCAGCAAUUACUGCUCUAACUUAUGGACGCAUGUGUUUGUGUGCGUGUGUGUGCGCGCGAGCAUGUGUGUGUGGUGCAGGUAGAUGCAUUUAUGCUCUAUCCAGGCUUUCUAUUUAUAAUUUUAUAGUAAAAACACUACAUGUUUUAGUUCAUGUGACUGUGCGACACUCCAACAUUCCAACUGUACUGUCUCCCUGUCUUCGUCUGCCCCCUUGUGGCCAGCUUGAGGUAUGACUUUUUUUCUCAAAUAAUACUGCCUACACAUUACUGACCUCAGCUGUAUUAUCUUGGGAUUUAAUUCAUGAAGAACACCAGUUACUCUCUGUUACUUUUUACCUUUUACUUUGAUUAUAUUUUCAGUCAUCUCUGGCGCAUCUGGUCUUAUAUCGUUGCAUUUUGUUUUUGUUAACCGAUCAACUGUGUUGCAAAUUAAUGUUAUUUCAUGGCAUUUUUCUAUCAUAAGUGAGAAUAUAGUUUUGUAUGAUUGUCAACUGUUAAUAAUCUGGUUAGACUUGCACUAGUACAAUUGUUUUUUGCAUUAUACUACUGAAAACUGUGGGGUAUCUGGGGCAAGAGAGCUGUAACAAGCUGAAGUGACUGGUUUGCUACACGUUGGGCAUUAGAAGGCAUGGAAGUGCAUUUGAAGCUAAUGUAACAAAAUCACAACACUGGAAAAAGACUGAAAAUACAAACAUACUGAUAAUUAAUGGCAACUGUAUCAUCAAACGCCGGAACAUGUGACCUCUAUAACAGAGACAGAACUGUGUGUGCAUGCAUCUUCUGAUCAUCCCAGAGCCAUUACUGUCCAGAACUGCAGAUAAACUGAUGUUUAGACUGAGACCUGCUCCUGGGCAAUGGUACAUCUCAGUUCUAAAGGUACUGAGGUUGGAGGUGGACUCCUCAAACUCCUCAUGCACUAGAUCCUCUGGAUCCAGAGUGCCAGUUGCAUGGCAUCUUGUAAGACUUUUGCUCGCCCAAUCCUGUUCCUUUUUUUUCCCCAUUUUUAUUUAACGCAACAUUGUUUACAGCAAUAGCUGCUCUAUUUUUCUGUAAGUCAGGAACACUAAUGAUUAUUUAUUGUGAUUUAUUUUAUUUUUUUCUUUUAUUCUGACAUGUAAUUGUAUUAUUUUAUGAUAAGGCUACUUGAGUAAUGGGUAAUAAGUACUGUUUAUGUUUAUGAAGAGUGGGCUCUAUCCUUAAUGAGCAAUAAUCAUCUCAUCUUACCGGACACUAAGUUCGGAGUAACAGCAGCACUUUUCUGUGUAGUUUCGCUGUCAGUUAAUGUGACUAGUAGUGUAGCAUGAAUGACUUCAUCACAAUAAAAAUGUGCAAGAUUUUUUU
This is a messenger RNA of Lates calcarifer (barramundi perch), 4893 nucleotides long. RefSeq names its product integrin, beta 8 (gene itgb8). Gene Ontology annotation, cellular component: cell surface; focal adhesion; integrin complex. Gene Ontology annotation, molecular function: integrin binding. Gene Ontology annotation, biological process: integrin-mediated signaling pathway; cell adhesion mediated by integrin; cell migration. The record is from RefSeq and is a predicted model, not a curated record. Lineage: Eukaryota; Metazoa; Chordata; Actinopteri; Centropomidae. Bases 798 to 3209 code for a protein of 803 amino acids. The transcript has 16 exons.